AUGUGUUUUAAUGACGUCGAGGACUAUGCAGACGGGAGUGAGGAAAGAAUGGAAAGUUGUAUCUGAUUGGCUGAAAAACUUGUUAUUCUACUGGCACUAGUGCUUCAGUGCGCAGACACAAGAAUAGAAAUGGACACAUUACUAAAUGCCUACAUAUAGAUGUGUGGUUAAUAGUUCCAAUGUCGGUAAAUUCAACUGAAACGAAGUGUCAGUCAUGGCCGCGAUUGGUAUGGAAUUCAGGGAACCGUCUACAGCAAAAGAGAAGCUAAACUUGAGCAAAAACACGCCCGUGUCAUGGAAGCGUCACAUCAUUCGCCAAUUGAAACACCGGGAUAAGUCACAGAAGACAAUGUUUCAAGAUGUCAUACGAUCAUAUAUUAACCUGCUGGAGAGGUCCAAUCAAAAAGCGUUUAUAACUAAAGGCAUUCUGGGCUGUGUUGACAGAUACCCAUCAUCUACUUCUAACAGUGAUUCCUUAACAUCUUUGGCUGCUAAGAAUAAUGCCUUGAAGAAAACUACAGGAGAGUUGGCGUACCAGGUGGUAGAGCUGCAGCAGGAGAUUAAAAUCAAGGAAUCUGUACUGGAAGAGCAACAUGCCAGAUUGUGCGAAGUGAAGGGUCGUCUGCUGGGUGUGGAUACUGACUAUGGGAAGCUGCAGGCCCGGGUCGCGGAGGUGCAGGGGGCAAACCGUACUCUGAAGCGAGAGUACGACUCCCUCCUGAAGCAGCACCAUGAUAUGGACGCCGUUUUCCGGGAGGAGAAAGUGAAAGGGUCAGAGCUGCUGGAGGAGUUGAUACAGCGGAAGCAGGUUGCAGCCGUACGGAUGAACAGCCGGAACGAGAGAAGAGUUAGAGCAAGAGAGGUGAACCUUCAGAAGGAACUGGAGACAGCUGCUGAGAUGAAAGUGAACAUUGAUGUAGAUUGUGUGAGUGCCCCAUGCUCCAGAGCUGCUUCUCCUGUAAGUGAGACGGUGUCCAAGUUUGAGAGGCGGCACACUCGACUUUUCAGGUCGGCCUCUGCAACAUCUCCCCGAAUACUGAACUCCAUUAAAGAGCUGUUUGAGAGGAAGAGACGAGGGAAGUCGGUGUGCAGUCUGGAGGAGGAUCUCUACGUCCCAGCAGGCUUCUGUGUGGCGGCCAGGGUACCUGCUAAAGCCCUGCACGUGCUGGAUGCACAUGAGUUGGGCAUCAAUGCUGUGCGAUUCAGCUCCAAUUCUAAUGUGCUGGCCACAGGGGGCACUGACCGGGUCAUCAAGCUCUGGGACGUGAAAGCAGGCAUGCUUCACAACCGAGGAACACUAGAUGGCAGUAAUGAGGGAAUAACAAGCAUCGAGUUUGACCCUACGGGAACCAGGAUCUUGGCCGGCUCGUAUGAUAAGUCUGCACUGUUCUGGAGACUGGACGACAGUGUUCCCAAGCUCACCCUGACAGGCCAUUCACGCAAAGUUACGGCGGCCAAGUUCAAAUCCAGCCUGCGCCAGGUGGUGACAGGAAGUGCCGACAGGACCGUGAAGGUCUGGGAUCUCCAGCGUGCCGCGUGUGUACACACCUUUGAGGUCGUCUCUUACUGCAGCGAUGUGGUGUGCUCCGAAUACUUCAUCAUCAGUGGACAUUACGACCACAAGAUUCGCUUCUGGGACAGUAGGGCUGCAAGCUGCACACAGGAGGUCCCUCUGCAAGGGAAAGUGACGUCGCUGGAUAUCUGUCAAGAUCACAGGCAGCUGCUCAGCUGCUCCAGGGACGACUGCCUACAGGUGGUGGACCUGAGGAUGAACAACUCCAGGUUGUGCUUCAGAGCCGACGGCUUCAAGUGUGGUUGUGACAGCACCAAGGCUGUAUUCAGUCCUGAUGGAAGCUAUUUGGCUGCUGGCUCUGCGGAUGGUACCGUCUUCAUCUGGAACGUCAGCACAGGCAAUCUGGAGACCAGCUUACCUGACAUGCACAGCUCCUCCAUCAACGCAGUGUCGUGGUCCGUGUCAGGGGAGUAUGUGGUGAGUGUUGACAAGAGUCGACGGGCCGUCCUCUGGAGCGACAUCUGAAACAGCUCCUGGAUGGAGAGGACAGCAGAUUACUUUUGGGAGGUCACGUUGUCAUGGUAGCACCCCGCACCCCCCCCAUCUUCAUGAAGUGAAGAAUAAUAAAAUUUUAAAAAAGCUUAUUAUCCAAGAGGGGGGGGGGACCUUAUCAAGACUCAGAGAGCAAAUUUGACGUUCAGCUCUCUCCUACCUUGAUAGAACAGAAGGCUGUGGCUUCACGUUACACAACUGACACUCGUGGAGUUGUGCCUUGGACAGGGAAUAUGCUGCAACAUAUCCUCAAUAUACAAAAAGGGUCUGAUGAAAUCAGUUUCUUAAUGUUAUUGGUAUAAUAUUAUGCAAUUUCCUUUACUAGUGACUGUAUGGAAUGCUUUGCUUUGUGAAGAGAUUACCUGUCCAAUAUGUAAACAAGCAUGUUCAUUGAAAGGGAAAAUGUCAAUUUCUGAAAGGGACUGAUCAAUAUAGAUUUUGCUUGAUGGGACAUAAACAGAACAAAACAACUCAAAUAAAUACUGUGUCUCAUCAAUAAGAAGGGAUAAUUGAAGUUCCCCUCAGUGGCUUAUGACUGUUCUCACCUUCGUAGUAUUGUAAAACACUGUGAGUUUGGCUGAGUUAUGUCGACCAUAAAAUUCACACUGCACAGUUUGGCUGAGGAGUUAAGGGAACAGUCUGAGGUGGCAGGUCAAUUUGAGAUGCUGAAGAGAUUAACCAUGAGACAUCCUCUCACUCUCAUAUCAGACUCUAUUGUUUAGAUACUGUUUGUGAGGCACAACAGAGUAAAUAAGCAAGGCUUAGAAUUCAGCGGAAACUUCAAGUUAAAUGCCGCUGUGCCGCAAAUGGCCAAAUUAAUAAUUUUUGUGUACUAUUUCUUUUGUUAUGACUGAAAUGUUAUUGUUACUAUUUUGUGUGAACGAAUUGCCCCCUAACACAUUCAGAAUGUUGUCUGUACUCUAAGUAUGUUUAAUUUUUGUGUUUAAUGUACGGCUUACUCAUUAUUGGGGAUAUCAUUUUUAUGGUAGAACUGUUAUUAUGAAAAUGUCCGUAACAGUUUAAUACUGGUAGUGAAUAUUGGAUGUUGAUGGUGUUGAUUAUGGUAUAAUCUGUGUUGUGUCCGCAAGUACAUAUGGGGAUUCAGGUCUGCAAAUCUGGGAGGAGAAGGUAAUCAUUUGAAACGAGUUUUUCCCACAAAGGCCUAUUACAGGGAUUGUGCUCUCUAUUCCUAGUGAAUACUAGUGAAUAAGACAUACUUUAUAGACGGUUCAACAAAUACCACAAAACUGACAAUAGGUGGGAUUAUGUAAAAGGAACCUUUGAUACAUCUCAGCCUUUGAAUACAUCUCUGAACAAAUCGAUUGAAAGAUGGACUCUGAUUGCUUUAAAAAAAAAGGGACAUGUGAGGUAAGAAAUUGCUUGUCUUACAAAAAAUAAAGCAAAAUAAGACUGUUUUCAUA
Messenger RNA from Hypomesus transpacificus, 3486 nucleotides. Its product is annotated as protein Atg16l2-like. The record is from RefSeq and is a predicted model, not a curated record. The transcript is spliced from 18 exons. Gene Ontology annotation, molecular function: protein binding. Gene Ontology annotation, cellular component: autophagosome membrane. Bases 215 to 2038 code for a protein of 607 amino acids. Gene Ontology annotation, biological process: autophagosome assembly; negative stranded viral RNA replication. NCBI's taxonomy places the organism in Eukaryota, Metazoa, Chordata, Actinopteri, Osmeriformes, Osmeridae.